AGGAUUCUAGAAACCCCGGCAAUGGACUCGAACAGAACCCAGCCUAGAACCUUCUUCCCCCUUCCCCACGCUUCUACUCCCUCUACAAAACCCCCAACUUUUCUCUCUUAAACCCCAGCUUCUUGUAGUCAUCGAAUAGCAAUCUCAGCUCUCCAAAAAUCUCCAACUAUGGCUUCUUCCAUCGCUCUCCGAAGGCUUGCCGCUUCCUCUGCAACUAAGCUUUUCAAUCCUGUUCGCUCAGCCUCUGUUCUCCCCUCCUCUCUUGCUCGUUCUUUCAACACCAAUGCUCAGAUGACCAACUACGACGAUGACGACCGCUCUGUUGAUGUGGACCGACGCUCUGACCGCUCCCUCUCUCGUUCUCGUGAUCGCUUCCCUGGUUUCGGAGGUAAUGUGUUCGAUCCAUUUUCUCCAACUAGGAGCCUAAGCCAGGUUCUGAAUCUGAUGGAUCAGUUCAUGGAGGACCCAUUUCUGGCAGCAUCACGAGGAGUAGGAGCAGGAACAAGGAGGGGCUGGGACGUGAAAGAAGACGAUAAUGCUCUAUAUCUACGAAUGGACAUGCCAGGACUGAGCAAAGAUGAUGUGAGGGUGAGUGUGGAGCAGAACACACUGAUCAUCAAAGGAGAGGAAGCGAAAGAAUCGGAAGACGAAGAAGAUCGUAGACGAUUCUCGAGCAGACUAGACUUGCCUGCGAAUCUGUACGAACUGAAUUCAAUCAAAGCAGAGAUGAAGAAUGGGGUGCUGAAAGUGGCAGUGCCAAAAGUGAAGGAAGAAGAAAGAAAGGAUGUGAGACAUGUUACUGUUGAGUAGUUUGGUCCCUCGAAACUAGAAAAUGGUGAAGAGAUUCUUCUUUCGUCCUAUAUAGGUUUAGUUAGUUUGAUGCUUUGGGUUCUUGUGUCUGCAUGUGAAUAAGACAUAAGGAUUUCAGAGUUGUUUCGAUAAUGUCGUGUAAGUUGGUUGAAGAGUUGAGAAAGUGUUUUUGAGAUGAAUAUCUUUGAAUAAACGUUCUUUGAAUUGAAGGCA
Molecule: messenger RNA, 1023 nt
Organism: Cucumis melo (muskmelon)
Lineage: Eukaryota; Viridiplantae; Streptophyta; Magnoliopsida; Cucurbitales; Cucurbitaceae
Product: small heat shock protein, chloroplastic-like
Exons: 2
Coding region: 169-810 (213 amino acids)
Source: RefSeq, a predicted model, not a curated record